Oldenlandia corymbosa var. corymbosa is the source of this 3092-nucleotide messenger RNA. The record is from the annotation of a GenBank genome assembly. NCBI's taxonomy places the organism in Eukaryota, Viridiplantae, Streptophyta, Magnoliopsida, Gentianales, Rubiaceae.
UUAUUAAAAAUAAAUAUGAAACAAAAUUGAAAAAAAAAUGAUACUAAUAUAAUACAAUCAAAUAAAAAGCGAUUAUAAAAAACAAAUUUCACAAAAUUAUUAACAAAUUACAAGAUUUUAAUUAACCACAAAAUAAAAUUUAACCUAAAAUAUUAAAUAUUUAUACCAUUUGGUGCAUCAAGGUUGGAGAUCAAAGAAUUUUAGUGUAAAAAAUUCUUGAAAUAUUCUAUUUUUACACUAAAAUUGGUACAAAUUAUAAUAAAAUGAUUGGAGGUGCUCUAAGUAGUCCACAAAGAAUUUCUUUUGAAGUUCUAUUUAAUAUGUCGUAUACCAAAAGUUGCAACUUUGGGUAUAUAUAGUAGUCCACAAAGAAUUUCUUUUGAAGUUCUAUUUAAUAGGUCGCUUUAAUGCUUAACACGUUUUGAUGUUGGUUAAAGUUAUUGAACCCCCGCGUUAUUUAUGCGGUGUCAUAGGUGAAACAUUUUCAAUAUAGUGAUAUUACUGCACUUACCGCCAAGAGUAAGCUUAUGGCACCAAAAAUUUCAAACCUGUAAGUCAUAAUAAGGACCGGUUAGAGAAUUUGUCAGAGUUCUUUGGAUGAAUUUUUUUUUUUUUUUAAAAAAAGAAAAACAAAAAGAGAGAAUUGUUCGAGUUCAAUUACUAGGAAGUCAAUAGAGAAUUUUCACUUGGCACUUGGCAGUGACAUUGGUUGCUUCCUCCUCCUGGGCUCCUACCAAAUACCAAUUCAGUAAAUUCGAUGCAAAAGCAAAAAAGGGGUCUUACGCGUACCAAUCACCCUUUAAAAAAAGGAGCCAAACUGUCAGUGUUUGUUCCAUUCUUCUAGUCCAGACGUUCGAAUAAAUCCCUUUUCCAUUUUUUAAAUAAUAUUUGGUUCUUUCAGUACCGGAAUUCCUCACUAUACCCACCGGGAAUAGGAAAACCACACUCCUCUUUUGUCCGACGAGAUGUCCGGCUACAGCCGGCAAGAAGGUGCCGGAGGAGGAGCAGGAGGGUGCUGCCGGUGCUGCUGCAGCUUCAUCUUCACUUCAGGUUUCACAGCUCUGUUCAUGUGGCUAAGUCUUCGUGGGUCAAAACCCAGUUGCUCCAUACAAGAUUUCUAUGUUCCUUCCCUCAAUUUGACCGACAAUUCGACCUCUGCCCGAAACAAUCACACUCUCUACUUCGAUCUCAGGCUUAAGAAUGGGAUGAAAGACAAAGGUGUUGGCUAUGAUGAUGUUAACAUCACCUUCUUUUAUGGUCUAAAUACUAGCCUUCCCGUAGCAAAUUAUACUGUCCAGAGGUUCUACCAGGGUCACGGCAAAAAAGCUCGCCGGAACGCGGUGGUGGAGACUCACGGAGUGCCGUGGGCGGCCGCUUAUGCCAACGUCUCAAACGGGUCCACGGUGACUUUCCGGGUGGGAUUGGUCACUCGAGUGAGGUACAAAAUUCUGUUUUGGUUUACUAAGAGACAUGGUUUAGUUGUUGGGGCAAAUGUGGAUGUUAAUGGAUCUGGGCAAAAAGUCAACAAGAAGGGAAUUAAGCUCAAGUCCGACGCACCGGAGCACAUUCGCCGGCCUGUCCUCAUCGGAAUACUACCGGUUGUGCUGUAUUUUUUGGGUUAGAAGUUGUGUACAGAAUUUGGAUUGAUUCAAGAAGCUAGCUACGUCUCUUUUAUGUUUUCUAGCUUUCUUUUCUUCUUUUGUUGUAAGGUUUAUAAUUAUUAGGGAGACUUCAGAAUAGGAUUUAGAUAAGCCUUUUAAGCAUUAUUUUAACUUGUUGUCCUUCUCAUUUCCCGAUUGGUUUAUGAAGACCCGUGACAUUUUCAGCUUAAAAACCUUUGUUAUAACUUAUCACCAAAUUUAAGUAUCACAAACCUUUGUUUUCGUUGCGGAAAUGGAAAGUCAAGUCGUCCACUUUGCAAGUGCUUGGGUUUUGACCACACAUGUCUCCUUUGAUGAGUUGUCCAAAUACUCUCGUUUUCCACAUCUUUUCGUACUUCUCUAAACUUACAAAAACGCCUCCUUCAUCAUAUUUUGAUAAUUUGUUAAAUUAUUUUAGUUCAAUAAGAGUAAUCUACCUUCCGUGGCAUAGUUCAACACACAAAUCAAUACCAUCUGGCUACUAACUUAGUAAGCCAAAAGAUAACUUUUUCUCCACCAUUCCAUAAUAUUUAGGAAAUCAAGUUCCAGAUACUAAAGUAAGGAAAAAUUUCACCCAAGCCCUUUGAAAUGGAACUUGGAAGAUUCAACAACCCUAUUGGAUCAGAGUUGAUAUUCUUCUUUUUUAAGCCUUUCACAAUCAGUGUUAACUGUUAAGAGAUCCACAUGAUUAAGAUGUAUACACCUUAAAUAUACUCCCUCUUAGUUCAAAUUUAUGUCUUAUAUUUAGAGUUGGAAGUAGUAUUGAUUGAGUAGGGAAAAUUAAUUAUUAACAGUACUCUUUCCUGUAUUAUUAGCAGCUGAUCUUUUUAGUGUACUAUUAUAAAAACAUUUUUACAAGGUUAUGUCGGCUUUAAAGCAGAGAGUAGCCAUACACUACUUCAUAAACCUAUUGUAGUCCCGAUUUAUACUUCAAUCUGAGAGGAUCAGCUUUCCUUAAUAUCUGUUGAUCUGCAGUAAAAUUUUUUCCAAAUAAAUAAAAAUGAAAAGAAAUGCACCAUCUCCAAUUCUUGUGAGUCUGUGAUGUAGAUUAGAACCCUUAUCAUCACUUUCUGAUGGAGGCGUAGACUUAGAAAUAUGUUAGGGUUUAAUUGUGAGGGCAUUUUAGUAAUUUAACAUUCAUAGUGAUUAGGGUUUAUUUUGUAGUUUUUCUAUUAAAAGGCUUUGGCCGGCUCUAUGGAUAGUUGUUGAUUUUUAUAAAAAGUUGAGAGUCCAUCUCAGAAAAUCCUAAGGUGUAUUGAACUUUGGUUCUUAUUUUCGAGUAUUAUCAGAAUGAACGAAUUUAGGAAGGUUGUUAUUUAGGUAUUUGUGCGUCGAAUCAAUUAAUUUCAACGGUUCAUAUUAGGUUACUAGUUCAUUCUCAAAAUCGGGCUUCCUCUACUGCAUCACUUUCCCCUAUGACGUAUGCAAAUUUUUUAGUGGAGAACCGGAGAU